This is a messenger RNA of Oreochromis niloticus (Nile tilapia), 1887 nucleotides long. RefSeq names its product zinc finger BED domain-containing protein 1. Gene Ontology annotation, molecular function: protein dimerization activity; DNA binding. The transcript is spliced from 4 exons. The record is from RefSeq and is a predicted model, not a curated record. The coding region runs from base 52 to 1887 and encodes 611 amino acids. NCBI's taxonomy places the organism in Eukaryota, Metazoa, Chordata, Actinopteri, Cichliformes, Cichlidae.
AGGCUGCAAUUAUACUCUGUUUACGUGACAUGCGCGAGUAAAACAUGUGAUAUGAUCAAACGAGAUUGUCUAACCACAGAGGCUGCACUCUGGUCACGUGACACGGGGAGCAAAGUUUUGAAACAGUCUACCAAGAGUGAACUAUCAAGCAAAGCUGUAGCCUACACAAUGGCCUCAGGUUCAACAGAACCAGAGCCUGCGGGGAUGCUAGUACCAAAGAGGAACUGCACAUCAGCCGUGUGGGAAUAUUUUGGAUUUAAAAGAGAUGAUGUCGCACAGAGUCAGGUACUGUGUAAAACCUGUCUUGGUAGAGUUUCUACAUCUCGGGGAAACACUACGAAUUUGUACCAGCACCUUAAGACUCAGCACAAAACAGAGUAUGAUAGAUGUAUGGCUAAAAAAUCUAGUAGUGUGCAGAAUAAACCUAGUAACGUUACUCGGCAAGGAUCACUGACCGAACUGUUUGAAGGUGUUACGCCAUAUGAACGCACUUCAAAACGGCACGUGGAAAUCACCAAAGCAGUAACCCACUGCAUCGCGAAAGACAUGAUGCCCGUCAAUAUGGUGACCAAGCCUGGGUUCAAUAAUUUGGUAACUACACUGGAUAAGAGGUACAGAAUGCCCUCCCGCACGUAUUUCAGUCAGACUGCAAUACCCGAGCUACAUAUGCAAUGUAGGCGGAGGGUUGCAGCGGAGUUAAAGGCUGUUGAGUUUUUUGCGGCGACAACAGACAUGUGGUCAAGCCGUACAGCAGAGCCCUAUCAAAGUCUGACGGUGCAUUACAUUACCGAAGACCUCCACCUCGAAGCUCGCAGCCUACAAACGGCCUACUUCCCCGAAGACCACACAGGGGAAAACAUUGCUGCUGGCCUGAGAGAGGGGCUUGCGUGUUGGGAUCUCCCUGAAGACAACCUUGUCUGCAUAACGACGGACAACGCGUCAAAUAUGGUGAAAGCAGCACAGCUGAACGAAUGGACCAGGCUCCAGUGUUUCGGACACAGAUUGCAUCUUGCUAUUGAAAAUGCAAUCAAAGAUGGUAGAGUAUCAAGAGCAAUUGGGCUGUGCAAGAAGUUGGUGGGGCACUUCUCGCACAGUUGGAAGAAAAAGGCAGCACUCACUGAGGCACAGAAGGAGCUUAAGCUUCCUGAGCACUCUCUCAUUACUGAGUGCCCUACAAGAUGGGGGUCCAAAGAGAAAAUGAUUGCCAGAGUGCUGGAACAGAUGAAAGCCAUAUCGCAGGUAUUGACAGGUGACCGACAUGCACGCUCCCUCAUCCCAACCUGGCAGGAUGCUGAAGUGUUGGAGUCCAUUCAUAAGGCACUGCAUCCUCUCUCCGAAUUUACUGAUGCUCUUUCUGGAGAAGAGUAUGUGAGCAUCUCCUACCUCAAGCCAGUUCUCCAUCUUCUGGCAACAUCAGUCUUGGCUGAAGAUGCUGAGGACACUGAUCUGACUAGAUCAAUUAAAACCAAGGUCCUGGCAUACCUCAACGACAAGUAUAGUGACCUCAACACCCAGGAGCUUUUGGAUGUUGCGUCGUUCAUGGACCCUAGGUUCAAAACGCAAUACAUCAGCGCAGACAACCUUCCUGCCAUUAAAAGGAGAAGAGCUUUGCCUCUGCCACUUGAAGAUGUCGUGGAGGCAGAGUUGAAUAGUUACCUGUUGACCCCUGUCAUUGACGGAGAGGAUGAUCCCUUAGCCUGGUGGAAGGUGCACAACAUUCACUUUCCACGACUGUGCAAGAUGGCCCGCAAAUAUCUGUGUGUGCCAGCCACAAGUGCCCCCUCAGAGCGUCUGUUCAGCACUGGAGGGAAUAUAGUGACCUGCACUCGCUCAUCCUUAAAGCCAGCAAAAGUAGAUAUGCUGGUCUUCCUAGCAAAAAACCUGUGA